This is a messenger RNA of Micromonas commoda, 1140 nucleotides long. RefSeq lists its product with no specific name. The transcript has a single exon. Bases 1 to 1140 code for a protein of 379 amino acids. Lineage: Eukaryota; Viridiplantae; Chlorophyta; Mamiellophyceae; Mamiellales; Mamiellaceae. Gene Ontology annotation, molecular function: protein binding. The record is from RefSeq and is a predicted model, not a curated record.
AUGCCCCCCCACGGGAGCGCCAAGAAGAAGAAGAAGGGCGGCCGCGACGGCAAGGACCGAGGGAAACGGUCCGGUCGCGGCGCGUCGCACCGGGGCGCCGACCAUUCGCGCGGCGUCGGCGGCGGGAGCUCGCUGGAGAAUCUCAUCGACUCCGGUAACGAGCACCUCGCGAUGGACCGGGUGCGGGAGGGACUCGCGGACCUUCGCCGGGCGUGCGCGCUCGUUCCCGACAGCGCGGACGCGUGGGACGCGUACGGCAUCGCGUUGGCGGAGUUCGGCCCAAACCCCGACGACGCCGUCAAGGUGCUGAAGCGCGCCGCGCAGCUCUCGCCCGAUCUGGGCUACGAGAAGUUCAUGUACCUCGGCCAACUCCUGGACGACGGCGAGGCCGCGGCGACGUGCACGCGCCGCGGACUCGCGCUCAUCGAGUAUCAGGCGGCACACGGAGACGAGGACGCGUCGGAACGCAUGUGCGGCGCGUGCUGCGCCCUCGCCGAGCAGCUCAUGGCGAUCGCCGACGACGUCGACGACGUCGCGGAUGAAUGCGACGCGCUGCUCAGACGGGCGGCGGAGGCGGAUCGCGCGUCGGCCGAGCCGUUGCAGGUGCUGGCGUCGCUCCGGGUGCUGCAGGGCCGGAGCGACGAGGCGCUGGAGGCGCUCCGGCAGUCCAUGGCCAUUUGGCGCUCUGUGCGAAAAAGCACCACAGCUGGCAAUGAUGAUGACGACACAGCUGGCGACGAUGAAGAUCGGGCGACGGAGUUUCAAGGGGAGUACGACGUGAGCUUCGAGUUCCGGUUCGAGUGCGCAAAGCUCCUUCUGGAGCUCGACGAGUCCACGGACGCCGCGAUGGACGUGCUGGAGGAGCUCCUGGAGGAACGCGACGACGUCGCGGACGUGUGGCACCUCCUCGCGCUCGCCAACCACGGGUGCUGCGAGUUCGACCGAGCUCUGGAGAUGCUGGACAGGGCGGAGUCGCUCUACGCGCGAGGCGGCGCGGGCGAUGGGGGCGGGCCGGGGGAGGACGGGGAGACGGAUGCUGACGGAGGGAACGGGACGGGGCUCGCGGAUGGCGUCAAGGCGGACCUGGCGGAGCUGAGGAGCGCGAUCGAGGAGAGCAAGGCGAGUUGGAACGGGGAGUGA